ACGAGAGCUUCAAGAAGGGCUGGAAGGAUCGUAUUCCUAUGAUGAAGAGUCUGAAAAAACAUAGUGAAGAUUCGAGCCUUCUUCUUUCUGCAGACCAGGAUAUUGACACCAAUAAAUUUCAGUUUGGUGUGCCCUUAGAAGAUUGCUUUCCUUCACCUCACAAUGAAUUUGUUCCUCUGAUUGUGGAGUUGUGCACACGGAUAGUGGAGGCACGUGGCUUAGAGGUAGUGGGAGUUUACCGUGUACCAGGAAACUCAGCUGCAGUCACCGCUUUGACAGAGGAGUUUAAUCGGGGCAUUGACAGUGUCAACAUUGACAAUGAAAAAUUGCUGGAUAUCAAUGUCAUCAGCAGCCUUCUAAAGUCUUUCUUUAGGAAACUGCCUGAACCGCUUAUACCAACAGAUAUGUAUGAAAGAUUCAUCGAAGCUAAUCGAUAUCCCGAUGAGGACAAGAGGAAAUUAAAGAUCAAGCGGCUUCUUCAUUUGCUGCCUCCCCACCAUAAUGAAACUUUGAAGCGCAUGGCAGAACAUCUGAACAAAGUAGCUUCAUAUGGACACAUCAACAAGAUGGAUGCUAAGAACCUGGCUAUUAUGUUUGGUCCAACACUGGUGCGGAAGAAAGGAGAUGACACUGUGUCCCUUGUAACAGACAUGUCCGACCAGUGUCGCAUUGUGGAGAGUAUCAUUCUUCAU
Molecule: messenger RNA, 692 nt
Organism: Candidula unifasciata
Lineage: Eukaryota; Metazoa; Mollusca; Gastropoda; Stylommatophora; Geomitridae
Source: the annotation of a GenBank genome assembly